AUGCAAAAAAAAAAAAGAAAGAAAAACAAACUAAGAAGAAAAAUCAUUUCUGUGAGUUAUGCGUUUUUUUCCUCAUUUUUAAUUUGGACUCUUGCCUCUUGCAACACCACAGUCUUUCCGAGGGUAGCAGUUUGUAGUAGUCCGUGGAUCAUGCAGCAGCCCGCGUCACUGAGCGUCAGCGCACCUCCCGCUCCUGUGAUUAAACGUGCGGUACCGGUUAAGCUCACAUAUGAGGAGGUGCGGCGUGCGGCCAUGUUUUCGGUGCUCGACGACUUUGCCUCUCAAAAGCAGUACAAGUGCCGUGUCCAGCGCCUAAAGGAUGUGGGCGGCAACGUGCAGGUGAUUCCCAAUCCGGCCGUGGACACGGUGGAGGCCGCGCCAAAGGGGAGCUCGACAAGGCUGCUGCGAGAGCAUUCCAGCGCCUCAUGGAGUGUGUACUUCUACCAGUGGAGUUUGUUUGGUCUGACUAGCAUCUCCUCGGUGGCAACGGCGAUGGGGUUUUAUCUCACCAUCUACCACAACCGCAUGUUCUUGCCACUCGGCCCAAUGGCCGCCGCGGUGACGUGGCGUCUCUGGGAUCUACUGGAGGCGGCGUGGGAGCAGCAGCGGUAUAUCGACAACGCCGCGCGCCUGCGUGACUCGCGCAAGGGCAAUCCGAUGAAUUUGGUAGCGAAGCGCACUGCUUCUCAGGAGGAAGUGGAGCCGUUGGAGGAGAUGAUGUGA
Molecule: messenger RNA, 723 nt
Organism: Trypanosoma cruzi
Lineage: Eukaryota; Euglenozoa; Kinetoplastea; Trypanosomatida; Trypanosomatidae
Exons: 1
Coding region: 1-723 (240 amino acids)
Source: RefSeq, a predicted model, not a curated record